AUUUUAUUGACCAUCGCGCAAGCAGAGCCACUUCUUCGGCGCGGCAUAUCUUUUUUUUUUCACAUCGCAUUUUAAUAUUCGGUGUGGGCCUAUCCGUUCUGUGAUUUGAAUUUUAAUUUUUUUCUUUUUCGCUUAGGAGGGGUUCUUGCAGUGUCUUUUGCAACCGGUGCAAUUUAGUUGGAUAUUUCUACUGAUAUGUGAGAGUUGUUUAUAUUUUUUUUGUUUGUUUCAUGAAAGGAUAAUCGUACAAAAUGUUGUCGACGGGUAUAUGUCGAUGGUUAUUUCUUCUGGUAUCUCUAGCGACAUGGGUCACGCUAACAAGUUCGCAGGAGAUGCGCGUGGUUUGUUACUACACCAAUUGGUCAGUAUACAGACCAGGAAAUGGAAAAUUUAGCCCUCAAAAUAUUAACCCAUAUUUAUGUACGCAUCUCAUAUAUGCAUUUGGAGGAUUUACCAAAGAAAAUACCCUUAAACCUUUUGAUAAGUACCAAGAUAUAGAAAAAGGUGGUUAUGCCAAAUUUACUGGAUUGAAAACAUAUAACAAGGACCUAAAAACUCUACUAGCUAUCGGUGGUUGGAACGAAGGAUCGACUCGAUUUUCUCCAAUGGUAGCCAGUCGAGAGAAACGAAAAGAAUUUGCUAAAAAUGCCAUUAAAUUUUUAAGACUGAACCAUUUCGAUGGAUUGGAUCUUGAUUGGGAGUAUCCAUCCUUUAGAGAUGGUGGAAAAUCUAGAGAUAGGAGCAAUUAUCCACUUCUUGUACAGGAACUUCGAGAAGAAUUUGAAAGAGAGGCGGAAAAAACUGGAAGGCCAAGAUUAUUACUGACAAUGGCUGUACCAGCCGGUAUAGAAUAUAUUAAUAAAGGAUUCGAUGUGCCAAAACUUACAGAAUAUUUAGACUGGAUGAACAUUUUAAGUUACGACUUCCAUUCUGCUUUUGAGCCAGCUGUCAAUCAUCACGCGCCAUUAUACUCCAUGGAAGAAGAAAGUGAAUACAACUUUGAGUCAGAUUUAAACAUAGAUUAUGCAAUUAAACACUACUUGAAAAAUGGAGCCGAUCCAAGUAAACUAGUGCUUGGAAUACCUACAUACGGCAGAUCAUACACACUCUAUAACCCCGAUGCUUUUGAAUUGGGAUCACCUGCUGACGGACCUGGAUCAAUGGGAGAAGCAACUAGGGAAAAUGGAUACUUAGCAUAUUAUGAGAUUUGCGAUUACGUCAAAAAUCAAGAUUGGGAAGUAGAACAACCUAACCCGGAAGUAAUGGGGCCUUACGCUUUUAAAGAUAACCAGUGGGUAGGAUAUGACGACGAAGACAUCGUUAGAAAGAAAGCUCAUUAUGUAGUUGAAAAUGGAUUGGGAGGUAUUAUGUUUUGGUCAAUCGAUAACGAUGACUUCAGAGGAAACUGUCACGGAAAACCGUAUCCAUUGAUUGAAGCUGGCAGAGCCGCCCUAAUAGAAGCUUAUGGACUUACAGAUGACAAUCUCAUCGAAAAGCCCUCUAAGCCAUUAAAAAGUAGGACAAGAACAAGAACAAAGACUAAGACUUUAAAUAAAAUUGAAGAAUCCGACAGUGAAAAAUCAGAAAAACCUAUAAGUUCGAGAAGAAGAAACAGAGUAAGGCAGAAUAAAGAGAAUACUGAAGAUGCUGAAGAAGUACCCAGCAAACGAAAAACGAGACGCAAAAAUGCAGAAGAGACUUCAAGUUACAGCAGCCUUAAAGUUGUUACUCCAAGUUACACUACGCCUGCACCACCAUCUAAAGCAGAAGCAGAUGGAGGAUUUAAAUGUGAAGACGAAGGAUUUUAUCCUCAUCCAAAAGAUUGCAAAAAAUACUUUUGGUGUCUUAGCGGCGCUGGGGAUUCAGGAUUAAUUGCCCAUCAGUUUACAUGUCCAGCAGGUUUAUAUUUUAACAAAGCGGCCGAUUCCUGUGAUUAUAGUCAGAAUGUUUUGUGUAAAAAAGCUGCACAGAAAGCUUCUACUACUACUAAGAAACCUGAAAACCAAUCAUCUUUAACAGAUACCACCACACCUCCAUCCAUCUCAUUUUCGACUAGGAGGGCUCCACCAAAAAUUACUGCUGCAACCAGUCGAACUACCCUUAGGCAGACAACUACAACUGCAGCAUAUGAAGAUGAAGAAUACGACGAUGAAGAAGAAUAUGACGAUGAAGAAGACAAUAAAAAAGAUUCUGAAGAAGAUCCUAGGGUUAUUAAAGAAUUAAUUGAACUUAUAAAGAAAGCCGGAGGUAUUGAAGAAUUAGAAAAACAGUUUAAAAUAAAAGGAAACUCAUCGUUGAAUUCUGAACAUGCCACAACGAAAUCACCAAUAUUUUCGAAAAGUCUUUAUGAACGAGUUCUUAGUAAAGCUAUCAAAGGUACCACAACGAACGCGAGAAAUUCGUCAUUUAGAAAUAGUAGAGGUCCACAGAGUGAAAAAACUGAAGUAGAUGAAAAGACAGAAUCUAAACCAGAAAGAGGAAAAUUACAGUAUACAUCAAUAUCCAGAUUUAGGCCAUCCACUGCAAAGAAACUCGAAGAAGAUAGAGAUCCAGUUCUAGAACAAAAUACAGAAAAUCAACCAAUUAAAAAAGCUACUGAAAAAUAUCCUUCUUAUACUAAUAUCAGAAGGGCAAGAGUUGGUACAACUACCAGCGAACCGGAAAGUAAUAGAAAUAAAAUAUUGGGAGAAACAGACGAUGAAGAAGAAGAUGAUGAUGAUAAUACUAACGAUGAUGAAGACGAAGAAACAGAUGGAGAUUACGUUCUUACGACAAAACGAACUUAUAGUCCUCAAUACGUAAACAUUCGUCGGCAAAGACCUACAACCACGGAAGAAUCCUCGACAUCAAAAUAUACUGAAUUUAGAAGAGGGUCUACUGAAAAUUCAGCUAAAGAAGAUGAUACUCAUACAACGUCAAAAUACAAAAUUCUUAGACGUGGUACGACGACAACUAGCAAACCAGAAUCAGAUAAUACUCCAUCGCCCAGUACUAGAUCCAGAACUGAAGAAACUACGAUAUCUUCAACAACAGAUAACUCAUCUCGAUCCACGCCUAAAGAUGAUACAGGAAACUCAACGACAGAAGAAAAUAGAAAUGAAUAUUUACCUAAUGUAAUAACAACAACCGGAACAUACGUAACUACAACAGAUGACAUUAACCACGUUAAAUCUGAACUUAACGAAUCGAAAAGUAGCGAAUCGUCGAACGUAUCCGCAAAACCAAAUUUAAUAAACUCUUUUCUGAGGAAAAGACCACAGCUAUUUGAACCAAGGCCCUUUUCGAAAUCCACAGAAGCCACGACUUCAAGACCUAGAACGACUCAAAUCACAAAGGUGAGUGAAUCAAGUUACGACUUAACAUCCAAGUCUGACUUAGAACACAAUAAAAACCAAACCGAGAAAUCAAAUGUAAACUUUAGAUCUAGAGGUAACUCAAGAUUUCAUCCUAAUAGAAAUAUAAAUACAGACGAAAACGAGAAGCAACUGAUUCCAUCAAAAAGACGUAUCCUUGUUACAGAAAAAUAUGUGGAAGAAAACAGAACUUACAGACCCUCAGAAAUAGCUGAUUUAUCGUCACUAACGGCUGUAGAUUUUGAUAACAUAAAAGGUUUAAAUCCACGUACAUAUAUAAGAAGAAGGCGACCAUUAAAACAAUCCACCACAACUGAAAAAAUACUAGACAUAGAAAGUACUCCAAACUCCCUAAAAAGGAGACGAAUUCAUAUUGAUGAAGCAUCGUCAGGGAAUACAAGAAUAGUACCAGAAUAUAAAACCAGUCAAACAACAGAAUCUAAUAUACGAUUUUCACCUCGAAAUAGAAAGAUUAUUCGCAGAUUUAGAACCACUACUGUAGCGACUGCUUUAACUGAAGAGCCAGAAGAGAAAAAGAUUCAAAUAAAUAGUUCCAAAUCUGUUUUGGAUGCACCUUCAAAAACGAACGAAGUAGAUGAUGACUCUUUUGAAGAUACUACCACUGAAGAAGAUGAAAACAUUAAAUUAUCUGAAUCUAAUAUUAGAGAAAAUAGUGAUAUUAACAGCUUUAAAGCAGAUUCUAAAUUAAGACAAAAAUUAUUUAAAUCUGAAAUUUAUGGGAAAUCCAGUAUAUAUGAUAAAAACGUAGGAAGCCGACUACUUGCAGAAAAAGAAACAACUAGUUCAACCGAACCAACUAUCAUCAGUUCUACAGAGCCCAGUAUAUUUCACCGUACUAGAAAAAUUAUCCGAAAAAUUGUACCUACAGAACCUUCAAAGAUUGUUGACAAAGAAGUAGAUUCUGAUCAAAUUUUUGGACGCAAAAGAAAAAUCAUUCGAAAACUUCGUCCCAUUUCUAAAUUUAGUGCAAACAUUACAUCCAGUGUAUCAUCUAGUCAAAUUAAUUUAAAUGAUACAAAUUAUUCCAUUUUGAAUGAACACAACGAUGAACGUAACGAUGAACGUUUACCAGGGUCCGAUGAUCUCAAAGACAUCAAUAAUUUAAAUGAUAAAGAAGAAACACCAAAACUGCCUAAAAGAGUAUUCCGUCCUAGAUUUGGUAGUAAAAGAACUUCUUCUUCUACUUCUACUACACCGGAAAUAGACAUUACUACUCCUAAAAAUAUACCACGAAAUAAGACAAUUUUACUUAGAGGACCCAGCAGAAAUUAUAGACCAACCUUUAAACCAACACCAUCAGAUAGAGAAUUUUCUAGUGAACCUUCUGUUGAAAUAGAAAAGUUUAGUCCGAGAUAUACUUACAUAUCAAGGAGGCGCCCUACGAAAGAUAAUAAUUUAAGUAAACCUACAGAAAUAGUAAGUGAAAUACCCGAAUAUAUUAUUACAACGUUAUCUGAAUCAGAUCAAACCGAUAUUUAUGACACAACAACUGAAAAUGAUGGAACAACUUAUUACCAAGUAGAUCAGAAGAGCACAGAUUAUAUGACUACUACCGAAAAUCUAUCAUCAGAAACUACUUACACAGAAUAUCCCUCAACUGAACAUGUAUUCAUCAGUAACGAUAAUGAUAUAAACUUUGAUAUAAAUACACAUUACACGGAAAAUCCAACAACAUAUUUAAAUUUUGAAACAACAACAAAACUAAAACCUGAAGACGAUGAACUUUCUACAAUAAUAACAGACCAAACUACUGAACAAAACGUGAACUCAACUGAUACAACUACAGAAUUACCUAAAACUACGAUUGGCGAAGUGCCUAUUGCUGCCAAUGAAGAAUCAGUUAACAAUUCAUAUCGCAUUAAUCUAAAAUCAGUCAACUCAAGACCUAAAUAUAAUCCUUCUAAGCUAAAUCUUACCAAUUCUCAGACUCCUGAACCUAGUGUAAAUGCAUUUAAACCAAAAUUAAAUUACAGAACCCGUUUUCAGUCUUCUACUUCUGAUGAUACCAGUGCUAGUUCUACUGCUGAAAGUGUUCCUGUCGUAAGUGAAACCAGUACUAGAAGUAAUAAUAUUAAUAGAUUUAAUAGAUAUAAAUCGGGAUUCCGUACUAGUACCCAAAAACCUAGGACUGAAGAAACUCAGGAUAAAGCUAUAAGUAGUACUACUUUACCGCUAAAUAAAUUUUUAUACAAGUACAAAAAACCAAAACCACAGGUAAAUCGAGAAGAAGAAAAAGAAACGGAUGACUUUAUCGAUGAAGAUCUUAAUAAUAACGAAGAAACCAGUGAAAAACCGAAAAGUAGAUAUUUAAUCAAUAAAAAUACAAGAACAACAAAAACCGUUAAUAUCCCGUACUUUGAAAAAUCCACAAGCAAAUUACCAAGUUUCACAAAAACUACCACAGAAAUCACUAUAAACGAUGACCUAAAAAAUAUUAAUACUGACGCUGUUAAAAAUAGAAACAAAUCGUUAUUUAAUAGUAGAAAAGUAAACCCAAAUCUUCUUAGUCCUUCUACAUCUCCCUCGACAGUUGCUCUAGAAGAAUCUACUACAUACUAUACCGACGAUAGUACAGAUUUUACCACUGAACCUUCAACAUCAGAAUCUACAGAACAUCCAACAACGUUAGUUCACAUUUUUGCCCAAAAAGGUGACAAUACAACUGAGGGUUCGGACAAAUUAAAUCAAACAACAUCUAGCAAAAUUGAAAGGAUCAUCGAAGUAAACCGUAUUAUUAACUUCAAAACUAAAGAAGAUGUUAUUAAAAAUCACCACGUUGAACACGGAAUUGAUAAAGAAUCUUCUCCAUUUUAUGAUAAAAUAGGAUCUAUUACCAGAGUUACAAAUAUCAAAGUCGUAGACGAAGAUGGACAACUAGUUAAUAGUAAUGAGACUCGUUCCCCAGUUUAUAUUACUGAUUUCCAAUCUACUGAAUCUCCUAUAAAAUCUUCUGUAGAUAUGAUAAUACAAAUUGCAAAAAUACAAGAAGUUCCGGCACCAGAUAAUAAAGUAAAUUUAACUAAUUUUGAUGUACAAAUUAACGAUCCAAUUUCUUUGAACCGCGAAGAAAGACGUUUUGAUCUAGUUAGUUCAGGAAAAUUGGAUGACAGCAAAUAUAGAAAUGUGGGUAAAGCAGAAAUUAUUGAUGGUAUAUCUCACAUAAACGUUAUUACACCACGACCAAUAUAUUUAACAGAAUCUUCAACAAUAGCUUUAGAGGGAUUAUUCCAGACAGAAAAACCAACGCUUUUUACCAGUAAAAAUUCAAUCAAUGAAGAAUUAUUAGAAACUGAAAACUCCAAAUUUGUUAAUGUAAGAAUAUUACACCCUGAUGAAGAUGUACGAUUAAAUGCAGAUGCAAUAGACACUAAAGUUAUUCCAAUAAAGUUGCUGAAGCAAGAUGAUGAAGACUUUAUAUUAAGAGCCAGAGUAGUAGAAGUAUCACCAAAAUCACCGUUCAAUACUAUCAAAAUUGUUCCAAUUAAAGUAGAAUCAGCUAAAAAAAUGCCACCCCCUCUGCCUUUGAUUAGGAUAAAUAGACAGCAUAAUUAACAAGUUUUAAUUUAAAAAUAAAUAAUUUUAGAUAUAAUUUAUGUUACUAUUAGUGUCAUUGUUAUGUAUGUACAUACAAAAUGUUCUUGUUGUUGUUAUACAAAUUGCUGUAUGUGUGAUAAUCGAAUGUAAAUAAUAAGCACCGUGUAAUAUAUUAGCACAAUCUAGUUUUUCUCUAUUGUUUAUUUUUAAUCAUAUCCUUAUUUCAAAUAACAUUCAACUAACGAUUGUUAUUUGACAUACGAUUCGUAAGAGAAAUUUCAGAAUGUAUUAUAAUGCAUUACAGCCAGUAUUCCGAUUAACACUUGAC
Molecule: messenger RNA, 7236 nt
Organism: Psylliodes chrysocephalus
Lineage: Eukaryota; Metazoa; Arthropoda; Insecta; Coleoptera; Chrysomelidae
Source: the annotation of a GenBank genome assembly